This is a messenger RNA of Hydractinia symbiolongicarpus, 1305 nucleotides long. RefSeq lists its product as uncharacterized. Lineage: Eukaryota; Metazoa; Cnidaria; Hydrozoa; Anthoathecata; Hydractiniidae. The record is from RefSeq and is a predicted model, not a curated record. Bases 116 to 1201 code for a protein of 361 amino acids. The transcript is spliced from 2 exons.
UUCUCUCUCACUUCAGCAUGAUAAAUCACAUUUCUGUAUCUUUCACACUUACAUGCGAAAGAAGCUGCAACAAAACUACUUUUUGCGUACUAUGUAUCAUUUCAGUUGACGAAAGAUGUUGAUCUAUUUGUAUGUCUUAAUCAUACAGCAUAUGAUGUUAUCAUCAUCAGAAGCAAUGUAUCUUGUUGAUAAUCGUUUACCAAUGACAAGAAGCGGACGUUUGGAACAACCACCACUUGUUGAUAUAAAUAAUGAUAUGUUGGAACAAGAACUUUCGAUGGCAUACAAAAACCAGGUCGUACCUUCCUCUCGAUACCUCACAGACUUGCCAGCAAACGAAGAAUCUCCUUUCUCUCUAAACCAAAUUAAUCUUAGACGAUAUGCAUCACUGCUGCAGAACAAAGACUUGAUUUCGCAGAAAAACACGCGACAUUAUAAUGAUUAUUCCCAGGGUUAUUUAAGCGAAUUGCAAAAGUUUUAUGAAAAACAAUCUCAAAAGAGAAGUCAAUCAACAGCAAACAAUGAUCAAAACACCAUCACUGAAAAUGACGCUGGUACAUUGUCUAAAGAUCCGGAUAGCAUGGUAAACAGUACGGAUACUUUAUCACGUGAUACAGAAGUACCACUAAAAGACACUGAUAUAACACAUAAGCGCGUUUUUAACGAAUCGGAAACUGUUGUCGAGGUAAUAGGCGACGAGAAUGCAAAUAACACAAUUUCAGUGGAUUCAGAUUUAGAGUCCAUUCCAAAUUUAGAAAGUAGUAAUGACACGAGCGUUAAUGAAACGCAGGAGUUUCAAGAUUUACUUGAAGAGGCGCGAAAAACAAAAGAACAAAUAGAACGGCUAUCAGCAAAGUUAAAUGAUGACUCAGACGAAAUGACAGCAAAAGACAAUGAAACAACUGCUUCUAAGAAAAGCAAUCUUGAUAAUUUGCAGAACGACAUAAGUGUUGAACGAGGUGUUCGACAAUUACUUGUAAAGCAUUUGAUUCAAGUGCAAAUCGAAGAUCGACACCGCGAAGAAGCGUUGGAAAGUAUGUUAAAACAUUUUCCCAUUGAAAACAAUGCAUUAAGGUCAUGGAAUAUUACCCAAGGUGCACUAAAAGCUAUAUUACGCGCAAAGGUAAAUUUAAUGGAUCCUGAAAAUAGACUUCUAAUGGCAAAGAAGCUGAGCCGCAUAAGAGAGAUGCAAGGCAACUGAUACUGAUUUUCCCGCCUUUUUUAUACUACUCAUUCAUAUGUUUAUAGUUAUUUAUUUUUUUUAGUUUAUGCAAAGGAUCCUGAAAUAUAAUGCAGCAUACAAAA